This is a messenger RNA of Aegilops tauschii subsp. strangulata, 2088 nucleotides long. RefSeq names its product pentatricopeptide repeat-containing protein At4g02750. The record is from RefSeq and is a predicted model, not a curated record. Lineage: Eukaryota; Viridiplantae; Streptophyta; Magnoliopsida; Poales; Poaceae. Gene Ontology annotation, molecular function: protein binding; RNA binding. Gene Ontology annotation, biological process: RNA modification.
GCUCGACGGCCAACACCGACACGCAUGCUGUCCCAAUGCACCCAGCGCGUUCUCCUGCCAUCGCCGCCUCUCGCCUCCUCGUCCGCGACAACCAGCGCAUCACCGCCCUCGCCCGCGCUGGCGACCUGGCCGCGGCGCGCCGGGUGUUCGACGCCAUGCCCCGCCGCGACGUCGUCUCCUGGAACGCGCUCCUCACCGCGCUCUGGCGCGUCGGCCGGGACCUGCCCGCGGCGCGCCGCCUCUUCGACGGCAUGCCGUCCCGCAACGUCAUCUCCUGGAACUCCGUCGUCGCCGGCUGCCUCGCGCACGGCGACCUCGCUGCCGCCUCCGCCUACUUCGCGCGCACCCCGCGUCGCAACGUGGCCUCGUGGAACGCCAUGCUUGCCGGGCUCGUCCGGCUCGGCUGCAUGAACGACGCGGAGAGGCUGUUCGGUGAAAUGCCUGAGAGGAACGUGGUGUCGUACACCACCAUGGUUGAUGGGCUCGCGCGGCGAGGGGAGGUGGGUAGGGCACGUGCGGUGUUUGACGAAAUGCCAGAGAGGAACUUAGUGUCGUGGGCAGCGAUGAUAAGUGGGUAUGUUGACAACAGCAUGCUCGACGAGGCAAGAAAACUGUUUGCAGCGAUGCCAGAGAAGAAUGUCAUGGCAUCCACCGCCAUGAUCACUGGAUAUUGCAAGGAAGGAGACGUGGAGAGCGCCAGGAAGCUUUUUGAUGAGAUUUAUGUCAAAGAUGUCAUCUCGUGGAACGCCAUGAUUGCAGGUUAUGUUCAUAAUGGAUACGGAGAAGAAGCUUUGAAAUUGCACAUCAUAAUGCUCAGAGAAGGUACAAAACCAGAUCAUGCGACUCUUAUUGCAACCCUGACAGCAUGCUCUGCUCUUGCUUUGCUCAGACAAGGAAGAUCAACACAUGCUGUUGCUGUCAAAACAAUGUUAGAAUCUAGCACAUCUUUUUGUAAUGCUUUGAUCACAAUGUAUAGCAAGUGUGGUGAUGUCAGUGAGUCAGAGUUGGUCUUCAUAAAUCUUAAAAGCCAGGACAUUGUUUCGUGGAACACAAUGAUUGCGGCAUAUGCACAACAUGGCAAAUAUCAGAAAGCUAUUUCUCUCUUCCAUGAGAUGGAAACACGUGGGCUGAUACCUAAUGAUAUUACCAUCCUUAGUGUGCUAUCAGCAUGUGGGCAUGUUGGCAGGGUGGAUGACAGCUUGAAACUAUUUGAUCUUAUGUCAUUCAAAUACGCGAUAUGUCCAGGAGCUGAACACUAUGCUUGUAUUAUCGAUAUAUUGGGCCGAGCAGGACAGUUUGAGAAAGCAUGUAGUUACAUAAAAGACAUGCCAUUUGAAUCUGAGAAGAAUGUUUGGGGUGCAUUGCUGGGGGCUUCCAAGACUCAUGGCAAUGUGCAGUUGGGUGAACUUGCGGCGAAAAUGCUUGUGCAGUCAGACUCAGGAAGUUCAGGGCCUUAUGUGAUGCUUUCAAAUAUAUAUGCUGCUGCUGGCAUGUGGGGUGAAGUCAAUCGAAUAAGAGGUCAAAUGAAGGAAAAAGGUGUGAAGAAACAACCUGGAUACAGCUGGACUGAAAUUGCUAAUAGAGUUCAUAUGUUUGUGGGUGGUGAUGCAUCUCAUCCAGAGAUGAACAAGAUCAUAUCUGAGCUGAGAAAAAUCAGCUUUCAUAUGCAAAUGAUGGCCAAUGAAACUCAUACAAUGGUAGAGAUGUCCCAGGAAUCUAGAUAGGGCUUUUCAUACUCUUCAUGCACACAUGUCAUUCGCAGCAUCUGCUCAAUCAGAGUAUCUGUCUGUGAGUUCAAGGAUCAAAUUUACAGGCCACAGAGUGUUUGUCUCAGGACUCCUAAUAUCCUUUGAACAAGGAGAGCUUUCAACAUCAGAGUACAUAUUAUCUGCUGCCACAUAUCUUCCUUUCCCGUCGCCUCCCUUGGCAUCUAUGGGUGAUGCUUCUGCCGAGGUUUUGGCCGACUCCGAACUGAACAUAGCAUCAAUCAUGUCCUUCAAUUCUUUAAUGCUACUCUGUGCAGCAGCCUCACUUACCUUCAAGGACUCGUAUUCUUGCACGAUGCUCUUUAAGGUAUUCUCUUUCUCA